CGCGAGACUUGAAAGUUUCUCUCGAUCACUGUUGCCAGAUCUCGCGAUAAACAUUUCCGCCAUUUAACAACUGUUGGAGACUGAGAGCAAGCAACAGCAAAUGUUAAAGCAAAUUCUUUCCUGCUUUUGGUCUUAAUGAUGGUCCAUGCAGACGUGUCUGUUUUAGCCAUCAAGGAGCUUGAAGCGGUGACGCAGCACAGGGCGCUCCUCCAAUAGUAGAAAAGAAAACAACGCUCACGCGCUAUUUAAAGUCAAGCAGUUGAGUUGGAGAGUGAAAGUGCCAAUUACUUACCAGGAGGAAGACGCUUUAUCCUUGACUUUAUCAGGAAUUUGGCGACACAGAUGGCGGAUUCAAACAAGCAGUUGACGUCGUUUUUCAUAGAGGACAUUUUAUCCUUAAAAGAGGAUAAAAAAGAUGACUUCUGCAAUUCUGAGAGCGACAGAACCGACAAAAGAACAGAUAUCUCUGUUUGUCUGGAUUCUGAGGAUAAAACAAUGUCGUCGACAGAGAUGACAGGCGGCGGCGUGAAAAAGAAGCGAUCGCGCGCCGCAUUCACGCACCUGCAGGUGCUGGAGCUCGAGAAGAAGUUCAGCCGUCAGCGAUACCUGAGCGCGCCCGAGCGCGCGCACCUCGCGAGCGCACUGCACCUCACGGAGACUCAGGUGAAAAUCUGGUUCCAGAACAGGAGAUAUAAAACCAAACGGAGGCAGUUAACGACUGAGCACGCCAAGGAAUACUUUCAGAAAUCGGACGCGAGCGCUAUGGCUGCUACAGAGGAGGACUUUUUCAGAGCGUCACUUUUAGCGACAGUCUAUAAAUCCUUUCCAUACCGGCCUUACGUGUAUGACUUGCACGGACUGAGAGUAUGGAGACCAGCACUGUGAUCACAGGGAUAUUAACCUGGACUUUGGGAAUUUUCUCAGAUUAUUGUGAAUAUUAUGGUGUUUUUUAAUCUUGUACAGCUUUGCAUUCUGUGUAAUAAAAUAUUUUUUUCACACUCCAGUGACAA
Messenger RNA from Ctenopharyngodon idella (grass carp), 1010 nucleotides. It is a transcript of the gene nkx3-1, whose product is annotated as NK3 homeobox 1. Bases 343 to 885 code for a protein of 180 amino acids. The transcript has 3 exons. Gene Ontology annotation, molecular function: RNA polymerase II cis-regulatory region sequence-specific DNA binding; DNA-binding transcription factor activity, RNA polymerase II-specific. Gene Ontology annotation, biological process: regulation of transcription by RNA polymerase II; cell differentiation. Gene Ontology annotation, cellular component: nucleus. Lineage: Eukaryota; Metazoa; Chordata; Actinopteri; Cypriniformes; Xenocyprididae. The record is from RefSeq and is a predicted model, not a curated record.